AUGCAUCGGGAAAAUCCAUAUUUAACCAAGAAACCUGAUUUCGCCAGAUUGGCUUCCCGCUUUCCCGACUUCGCUCAGUAUGUUACAGUGUCCGAAGAGGGUUUUGCGUCUAUAGACUUCCAAGAUCCCUCGGCCUUACGUUCAUUGACAAAGUGCUUGUUGAAAGAGGAUUGGGACUUGGAUGUGGAUAUACGGGAAGAUAGGUUGUGUCCUACUCUUACCAACAGGCUCGAUUACCUCCUUCAUGUGCUCGACCUGGAACCGUACCUGCCCUCGUCAUCUUCCUCAAAACCACUGCGUGUACUGGACAUAGGUACAGGUGCAACAGCGAUUUAUCCCAUACUACUUCAUCGACUAAGACCCAAUGCCAAAAUAACAGCAACAGAAAUCGACCAAGUAUCACAUGAACAUUCCCUUUCGGUACUCUCGCAAAAUUCCAUCCCAACAUCAUCCAUCAACGUCCUACAUGCAUCAUCCCCCCAACCAAUCUUUUUCCCCAUGAUAGAUGACGAUGUGCAAGAAUGGGAUUUGACGAUAUGCAAUCCACCGUUCUUCGGAUCAGAGGAAGAGAUAAGGGAGGGCCAAGAAGGCAAAGAACUGGCUGCUCAUGCGGCGCCGACAGCUGCCAAUAACGAGCUGAUCACACCGGGCGGAGAAAUAGCUUUUGUGGGCAGGAUGAUAGAAGAGAGUAUGAAGGUCGGGGUGAGAUGUCGGUGGUACACAUCCUUGAUAGGCAAAUAUGCUUCUUUAUCAGCCUUAAUCGAUCUUCUUAGACAGAAUAAGAUCGACAAUUAUCUAUUGAAAAAUAUCAAGCAGUCGAAAACCACCAGAUGGAUAUUGGGUUGGUCGCAUUCGUCAGUCCGUAUACCAGAUAAUAUCGCUAGACCAGAAGAGGUCAUUCCCAACACCUCCUUUUCUCGACUUAUCCCUCAGCCGAACACGUUUACACAUAAGCCUCAGCCGGCUAUACCGAUCGAAGAACUUAGGCAGAAAGUAGUGGAUGUACUCCAAAGUAUCUCUCUGCAAUAUGAGCCAACAGAUGGAGACGAGGAAGGAAACAAGGUCGUUAUAGAACCCAUGAAUAAUACUUGGUCAAGAGCUGUUCGUAGAGCCUUAGCACGUCAGGCUGGACAAUCUGAUGAAAAAGGAGAGGAUGAAAAAGGUAACGAAAGUCAGAAGGAACCUUCAAAACCAUUAUUCAAAGCUAGAAUCCGAUUCAUACCACCCCUAACAGCUAAGGAUUACUCAUCAAUCGCAUUAGACUGGAUAGAAGGUGAAGAUCGAUCAUUGGUAGAGAGUCUAUGGAAGUUCUUGUUGAAUAAAGCGGAAUUGAUAGGCAAGAAGGAACAUGUCGAUUCUGGCUACGGUGGGAGAUUGGGGGAUGGUAUUGAUACGUGGCAUCGAGGUCGAGGUAGAGGAAGGGGAAGGGGAAGGGGUGGUGGUCCAAGGAGGGAGAGGAACGAGGAGGAUAGCUUGAAUGAAGGGAAAAGGUAUGGUCAGAGGCGGAGAUUGGCUUAG
Kwoniella botswanensis is the source of this 1518-nucleotide messenger RNA. RefSeq lists its product as uncharacterized. The transcript is spliced from 10 exons. Gene Ontology annotation, cellular component: nucleus. Gene Ontology annotation, biological process: rRNA base methylation. Lineage: Eukaryota; Fungi; Basidiomycota; Tremellomycetes; Tremellales; Cryptococcaceae. Gene Ontology annotation, molecular function: 23S rRNA (adenine(1618)-N(6))-methyltransferase activity. The coding region runs from base 1 to 1518 and encodes 505 amino acids. The record is from RefSeq and is a predicted model, not a curated record.